AUGCCCUCACAGUCCAAACACCCUAACAAAAAUGAUUCCAACACCCUCACGGGUACCCCAUCACGACCUCAACGUACACGCCAUCCGCCCUCAAACCCCAACAUGGUCUCUCCUUGUCCUGAUGGGCGACGACGUGUAUCUUUGGAUCAACAAACAAAGUCACCAGGCCCUUCCCAAAGAAAACGUAAACACCAAUCUUCAAUUGCCGUAUCAGAUUCAAACACCCCUCAGAGUCAGGAUUCUUCCCACGAAUCCGAUAUUGAAGUUGAUCAUGGGAAAGGUAAGGGUAAGCAAAAGAAGAGUGCUACCCGCAAGAAACGAAAGACUACCAACAGCAACAGCGACGAGGUGAGUAACUGUCUUGCUUGCUCAUCUGACUCAUUAUCACUUCAAGAUCUGAUUGUUACUUCUGGAUUGAUUGUAACAGAUCACAUGUACUGGGUCGAGGUUUGUCAGCAGGAAGGAUCUGCAAGCUGA
Melampsora larici-populina 98AG31 is the source of this 477-nucleotide messenger RNA. RefSeq lists its product as uncharacterized. The transcript has a single exon. Lineage: Eukaryota; Fungi; Basidiomycota; Pucciniomycetes; Pucciniales; Melampsoraceae. The record is from RefSeq and is a predicted model, not a curated record. Bases 1 to 477 code for a protein of 158 amino acids.